AUGGACAAAGACAUGGAACCAAGUGAGCGCGUUGGAGAUACACACAGCUUUUCUGCACCCUCCAGCAAAUAUGAUAUUGUGAUAGUCGGUGCUGGACCUGUUGGUCUCUUGUUGUCAACAUGCCUGGCAAGGUGGGGCUACAAAAUCAGACACAUCGACAACCGCCCGGAACCUACGAAGACUGGUCGUGCGGAUGGCAUACAGCCUCGGUCUCUGGAUCUUCUACGAAAUAUGGGGCUGAAGCCAGAUAUUAUGGCAUUCGAACCGGCGAAAGUCUACGAAGUUGCUUUUUGGGAUCCAAUGUCGUCUGGUGAUGGAAUCCACAGAACUGGAACGUGGGCGAGCUGCCCAAGUUUCAUUGACGCUCGUUACCCUUUCACUACCCUCUUGCAUCAGGGUAUGAUAGAGCGCGUAUUCAUCCGGGACUUGAACAAAAAUGGCGUGGACGUUCAAAGGCCCUGGACUAUCAAAGGCUUCAAGACAGAUGCAGAGGCAGACGCGGAUUAUCCAGUUGAGGUUGAUCUGGAGCACGUGGAUGGUAUUGAGAAGGAGAAAGUACGAGCCAAGUAUCUGUUUAGUGGGGAGGGCGCUCGCUCAUUCGUGAGGGAGCAACUGAAAAUCGGCAUACAGCACAAAGAUCCUAUUGCACAUGUAUGGGGCGUGAUGGAUGGUGUCGUGAAAACGGACUUUCCGGAUAUCAAGAUGAAGUGUACUAUCCAUUCUGAGCAUGGCUCGAUAAUGGUCAUUCCAAGAGAGAACAAUCUGGUUCGGCUUUACAUUCAGAUUGCUUCUUCCACAGAUAAGGACUGGAACCCUCGUAAAACAGCUUCGGAAGAAGAAGUUCAGAAUUCAGCAAAACGUAUUUUGAAGCCUUACGAGAUUGAGUGGGAAAGAGUCGAGUGGUACUCUGUCUAUCCAAUCGGUCAAGGGAUCGCUGAUAAAUAUACCUUAGACCACAGAGUCUUUAUGGGCGGCGAUGCUUGUCAUACGCACAGUCCAAAAGCUGGCCAAGGAAUGAAUACAGCGUUUCUGGACGCACUCAAUUUGGCCUGGAAGAUUCAUCACGUCGAAGCUGGUUUUGCUGAUAGGUCGCUCCUUGAAUCUUACGAGUCGGAGCGAAAAUUAGUCGCUGAGAACUUGCUGAAGUUUGAUGCAAAAUAUGCUGCCCUGUUCUCACAGCGGCCUCCUGCUGCAAAAGAUGUUGCCGCUGCUACAGCCCAAAAAGAUCGAAAUUCGGAGGAAGAAGACAACCAAUUCAUUGCAACUUUCAAGGAGUCGUGCGAAUUUACCAGUGGAUACGGUGUGGCCUACAACCCAAACACUCUUAAUUGGUCUCCUACACAUCCAGCACAAUCGAGUAUUAUCAACCCUAAAGGUCACAAACUUACGACUGGCAAAAUCCUUCACAAUUCUAAUGUCACGCGAGUUGUGGAUGCUAAUGUUGUCCACUUGGAACAGGAGAUUCCCUUGAAUGGCUCGUAUAGGAUAUACCUAUUCGCUGGCAAACCCUCGAGAAGCCAGAAAGCACUUUCUGACUUUGCUACCAAUUUGAACAAAAAAUCCUCCUUCCUGACAACUUAUCUCCGUCCUGAUAUCGGUUCGGUCUCUCACCAUGAGAAGCACAAUCCUCAUAGUCACUUCUUCACAUUCUGUACAAUAUUUGCUUCCAAGCGACCUGAGAUUGAAAUUUCGAGAGAUGUUCCAGAAGUACUAGCAAGAUAUCGGGACCAUGUGUAUGCCGAUGAUAUUUGGGAUCAUAAAGUCCCGGAUGCAACGGCUGCAGCUCAUGCAAAAAUGGGCCUCGACCCUGAAUCUGGUGGCGUAGUUGUCGUACGCCCAGAUGGUUAUGUUGGGAUUGUGACGAGCCUGGUGGAAGGCGCCGGAACUGUAGACGCCUUGAACGCGUACUUCAACAGCUUCUGCUCAAAGAAUAUAUCUGGGCACAAAGCGAAUUUAUGA
This is a messenger RNA of Glarea lozoyensis ATCC 20868, 1959 nucleotides long. Its product is annotated as FAD/NAD(P)-binding protein. Gene Ontology annotation, molecular function: FAD binding. The record is from RefSeq and is a predicted model, not a curated record. The coding region runs from base 1 to 1959 and encodes 652 amino acids. Lineage: Eukaryota; Fungi; Ascomycota; Leotiomycetes; Helotiales; Helotiaceae. The transcript has 3 exons.